AUGCCUUUUGGGAUUUUGGAAGACCAUAAGAUGGAGGUGGUGCCGGGAACGGCGUUGAUGAACGACCAAUCCGACCUGCCUCCCGAGCUCCAAGACGUCCCAGCCGACCACCUGAAGCACGGAACCGGAAAACACUCACACAUCCUGCUCGUCCCCCAGCCCUCCGACUCGCCCAACGACCCGCUAAACUGGCCGCUCUGGAAAAAAGAUACAAUCCUCCUCAUCGUCGCCUUCGCCGCCGGCGUCGUCGGCGCCUACGGGCCGAUGCUGGGGCCCGGUUUCGUGCCCAUCUCGCGGCAGCUGGGCGUGUCGGUCAACACGCUGUCGCAGUCGACGGCGUGGCUGAUCCUCACGCUGGGCCUGUGCGUCUUCCUCAUCAACCCGGUGGCCAAGGCGUACGGGAAGCGGCCGGUCUACGUGGCCGCCAUCGCGGUGCUGUUCGGCGUCAGCGUGUGGGGCGCCGUCGCGGAGAGGUACGGCUCGUUUUUGGGGAGUAGGGUUGUGGGUGGGAUUGGGAUGGCGCCGUACGAAGUCCUGGUCCAGGCUACCAUUUCGGACAUAUACUUUGUCCACGAGCGCGCGACGCGGCUGGCGGUGUGGAACUUGUUUCUGCUGUGCGGCAUCGCGGGCGCGUCCUUCAUAUCGGGAUACAUCAUCGAGGACCUGGGGUACAGGUGGACGUUCGGCGUCUGCGCCAUCCUCUUCGGCAUAAGCAUGAUCGGCAUCGUCUUCUUCGUGCCGGAGACGGCGUACGUCCGCGACGGCGGCGACGCCGGGUCGGGAAACUUGGCAAGCGAAAAGGGGGGGAGCGAUGGAGAAGAGUUGGGCGGAGGCGGCGGCGGCGGCGGCGGCGGCGACCAUGGGCUCAAGGAAGGACGCGCGGUGCAUAUCGAACAUGUGAUUCACGCGGGGGCGGACGAGGCGAAGCUGUCGUACUGGCAGACGAUGAGGCCGUGGACGGGGCGCAGGUACUCCAAGGCGCCCAUGUGGAAGAUCAUGGCGAGGCCGUUUGUUAUAUUCUUCUAUCCGGCGGUGCUAUGGGGCUUCCUCAUCUACGGGACCACUCUCACAUGGAUCGUCGUCUUCUCCGUCGUCAACGGCGUCAUCUUCGUGGAGCCGCCGUACAACUUCACGGUGGCGCAGACGGGGCUGACGGGGCUCUCGCCCUUCAUCCUCACCAUCAUCGCCGAGGUCAUCUCGGGCCCGCUCAACGACCGCGUCUGCAUCGCGCUCACGAAGCGCAACCACGGCGUGUACGAGCCCGAGUUCCGGCUCGUGCUGAUGGUGGUGACGGUGGUGCUCGGGACGGUGGGCUUCUUCGGGUUCGGGCUCACGGUGCACAACGUCACGCACUGGAUGGGCCCGGUGGUGACUUACGGGCUCGCCAACGCGGCGCUGGCGUUCGCGGCCGUGUCGGUGUUUGGCUACGUGAUUGACUCGUACCCGCAGCUCGCCGAGGAGGCGUUUGUGGCCAUCAACGCGCGCAACCUCUUGACGUUUGGGCUGACGUACUUUGUCAACGACUGGCUGGCCGAGGAUGGGCCGCUGGCGGUGUUCAACACGCUGGGGGCGGCCUUCUUGGGCGUGUGCGCACUGACGGUGCCGCUGUGGGUCUUUGGCAAGAAGAUCAGGAGCUUCAUUGCGAGGCAGGACUGGCUGGUGAGGUUUAUGUCGGAUCUGGAGUGA
This is a messenger RNA of Diplodia corticola, 1686 nucleotides long. Its product is annotated as mfs general substrate transporter. The record is from RefSeq and is a predicted model, not a curated record. Lineage: Eukaryota; Fungi; Ascomycota; Dothideomycetes; Botryosphaeriales; Botryosphaeriaceae. The coding region runs from base 1 to 1686 and encodes 561 amino acids. Gene Ontology annotation, biological process: transmembrane transport. Gene Ontology annotation, molecular function: transmembrane transporter activity. The transcript is spliced from 6 exons.